Messenger RNA from Aegilops tauschii subsp. strangulata, 1549 nucleotides. Its product is annotated as delta-aminolevulinic acid dehydratase, chloroplastic. Gene Ontology annotation, biological process: heme biosynthetic process. The record is from RefSeq and is a predicted model, not a curated record. NCBI's taxonomy places the organism in Eukaryota, Viridiplantae, Streptophyta, Magnoliopsida, Poales, Poaceae. Gene Ontology annotation, molecular function: porphobilinogen synthase activity; zinc ion binding. Gene Ontology annotation, cellular component: cytosol.
CCGGUGAGCGCCAUCAUCCAUCCACAUCCACUCUUCGAUUCUCCGCUUCUCGCCAGCCUCACCCCGCCAUGGCCUCCACCGUGGCAUUCCCCCCCGCCAUCGCCGUCGGCGCCAAUGUGCAGCACUCUCGGAGGACCUCUUCGCUGCGGCCCGUCCCGAGAGCCAGGCCCGUGGCCGCGAGGGCCAGCGCCGAGCGGGACGGCGCCGCGGCGGCCGUCCAGGCGCGGUCGGGGAGGACCAUCGAGGAGUGCGAGGCGGACGCCGUCGCCGGGAAGUUCCCCGCUGCGCCGCCGCCGACCAGGCCGCAGGCGCCCAGCGGCACCCCGGAGAUCAGGCCCCUCGACAUGGCGAAGCGCCCUCGCCGGAACCGGAGGUCGCCGGCGCUCCGGGCAGCGUUCCAGGAGACCAGCAUUACCCCCGCGAACCUCGUCCUCCCUCUGUUCAUCCACGAAGGUGAAGAAGACACUCCCAUUGGAGCUAUGCCUGGGUGCUUCAGGCUUGGAUGGAGGCACGGGCUUCUGGAAGAGGUGUACAAGUCACGCGAUGUUGGUGUUAACAGCUUUGUGCUAUUCCCAAAGGUUCCUGAUGGAUUAAAGACGCAAACUGGAGAUGAGGCAUAUAAUGAUAAUGGUUUAGUGCCGCGAACAAUCCGUCUGCUCAAGGAUAAGUAUCCUGACAUUGUUAUCUACACUGAUGUUGCUUUGGAUCCGUAUUCUUCUGAUGGUCAUGAUGGCAUUGUGAGGGAAGAUGGAGUCAUCAUGAACGAUGAAACAGUCCAUCAGCUGUGCAAGCAGGCAGUUUCCCAGGCUCGAGCUGGUGCUGAUGUUAUCAGUCCUAGUGACAUGAUGGAUGGUCGUGUUGGAGCAAUUCGGGCUGCUUUAGAUGCGGAGGGUUUCCAUGAUGUCUCCAUCAUGUCCUACACUGCCAAGUAUGCUAGUUCAUUUUAUGGUCCAUUCCGUGAAGCUUUGGAUUCAAAUCCACGAUUUGGAGACAAGAAGACUUAUCAGAUGAACCCGGCCAAUUACAGAGAAGCCCUUAUAGAAACCGCAGCAGACGAAGCAGAAGGAGCAGAUAUUCUUCUGGUAAUUCUGCUACUGUGUGAAACCUGGAUUACCAUACCUGGAUAUUAUCCGACUUCUACGGGAUAAUUCAGCCUUGCCGAUUGCUGCAUACCAGGUGUCGGGCGAGUACUCGAUGAUCAAGGCCGGCGGCGUGCUGAAGAUGGUGGACGAGGAGAAGGUGAUGAUGGAGUCGCUGCUGUGCCUCCGGCGCGCUGGCGCCGACAUCAUCCUCACCUACUUCGCCCGCCAGGCCGCCAACGUCCUCUGCGGCACCAAGCGGAUGUAGCUGAUCACGGAAGUCGAUUUCUUGUAGUAGUUGUACCAUGGCCAUGGCGUUUCACUGCAUUGCAGAGCGUAGAGGCUUCUCCGGUACGUGGUGCGGCACGGCCAUGCUCUCCGGUAGAUAGAGGUUUGUCAUUACUGGCUUCGGUUUGGUGUUAAUGGUGUAAUUAACGAGGCUUUGUCCUGAGUACGUUAUUUUUUGACCA